AUGAUCGUGUGGAGAGCGUCUUUCCUCCUCCCUCCACCUCCAUUAGAGGACUCUCGCGGUGGCCAGCGCUAUCUAGUUGAGCAGCUGUUGAACCACCGCGACGUGAACGGACGUCGGACGAGUUACCUCGUCCGGUGGCGCGGCUAUCCCCCGUCCUGGGAUUCUUGGGAGCUCCGCUCCCAAUUGAUGGUUGACGUACUGGGUCUGGUCGAGCAGUACGACGCGACACAUCCUGUGCCGCAGAAGGACCGCCGGAGAAAGUCUUCCCGGCACGGUCGUAAAGGGAUUUCAGGUUGUCAAUCCCCUUCGUACAUCUCAGUAGAGACACGUACGCGCCACCACGGGCUGGUAAGGAGGUAA
This is a messenger RNA of Peronospora matthiolae, 360 nucleotides long. Lineage: Eukaryota; Oomycota; Peronosporomycetes; Peronosporales; Peronosporaceae. The record is from the annotation of a GenBank genome assembly.